This is a messenger RNA of Zingiber officinale, 801 nucleotides long. Its product is annotated as metal transporter Nramp5-like. The coding region runs from base 1 to 564 and encodes 187 amino acids. Gene Ontology annotation, molecular function: cadmium ion transmembrane transporter activity; manganese ion transmembrane transporter activity. Lineage: Eukaryota; Viridiplantae; Streptophyta; Magnoliopsida; Zingiberales; Zingiberaceae. Gene Ontology annotation, cellular component: membrane. The transcript has 7 exons. Gene Ontology annotation, biological process: metal ion transport. The record is from RefSeq and is a predicted model, not a curated record.
AUGGAAUAUAUAACAAGUAGCUUUAUUGAAGAAACUACCGUGCUAAAGAGGGACAUUAUUGCAGUCAUUCAAAAGUUCAAUAUCCAAGUUAGCAAUUUGACUCAAGAUGUCCUUGGAAAGUCUAGUUCAACUGUUUAUGCCAUUGCAUUGUUAGCCUCUGGACAGAGCUCUGCAAUAACUGGUGCAUACGCUGGGCAAUACAUCAUGCAGGGUUUUCUAAACAUGAAGAUGAAAAAAUGGCUGAGGAAUCUCAUGACUCGAUCAAUCGCAAUCACUCCAAGUCUCAUCGUGUCCAUCAUCAGUGGUUCCUCAGGAGCCGAACGACUCAUCAUAAUCUCAUCGAUGGUACUAUCAUUUGAGUUGCCAUUUGCACUCUUAUCUCUUCUCAAAUUCAGCAGCAGUCAAACAAAAAUGGGACCUCAUAAAAGUUCAAUAUAUAUCAUUGUGGUGUCAUGGAUUCUUGGUUUGCUUCGGGUAGCAAUCAACAUCUACUUCUUAAGCACCAGCUUUGUCAGUUGGCUCAUUGAUAGCAGCCUACCAGCAAUUGCUAACGAAGGAGACUGAAGUAACAUUCGUCGACCCAUUGAAUUCUUCACAUGUUAACAUAGAGAGUGGUGGUUCAUUUCAAGUUGAUGGAAUGAGUAGAUCUGAAGUUGCACCCGUCAGAGAGGAUCGUGCAGAUAUUCCCCUCCCUGAUUAGAUAAUUAAGGUUCUAAUUACUUGGAUGUUGGUACUGAGUCCUUCACAAGUUAGUUCUUCUUCGGCACCAACUUCAUAUUGUUCAUUAAUUGUAAAUAGAGU